Molecule: messenger RNA, 2798 nt
Organism: Hibiscus syriacus
Lineage: Eukaryota; Viridiplantae; Streptophyta; Magnoliopsida; Malvales; Malvaceae
Product: probable methyltransferase PMT5
Exons: 10
Coding region: 575-2434 (619 amino acids)
Cellular component (GO): cytoplasm
Molecular function (GO): methyltransferase activity
Source: RefSeq, a predicted model, not a curated record
UCCAUUUGCCUUCAGAUCUGAUUAUUUUAUUAAAACUUCUGUUUGUUCAAUCACUCUCUCCUCCAUUUGUCAAUUUCCAGAUUUUGAAUCUCCACCGCUUCAUGCGAUUCGGUCACUCGUCAGAGACUGAGGGAUUGACAUUACUCGAAAUUGAGUUUCCGUUGGCUCUGUUUGGAUUCUGGUAAAAUAUUUACAGCAGUAAAUUUUUGCUUUGGUUUGGAUCAGGAGUUGUGUGAUUCACUUCUGGAGGUGGAAUCAUUGAUCCGUAAUAAGGAAUUGAAAUUCAGCUCGGUUUUUGUAUUUUUUAUAUAUACUGGUUCUGGUGGAUUUAUUGUGAACUUUGGAUUUUGUUCUAUUUUUUUCUCUGUUGCUUGUGAUGGUUAGCAGAAGAUUGCUGCUGAAGGAGUGUAGAGUAGGGGAUUUCGAUGCUUGCUGGGCUUAUCCAGAUUUACUGUAACAUAUGCAGAAGCUCGUAUGUGAUGAUAGGUUAUGGUUUUCGCUAUUCUUGGAGAUUUAACUAAAGGGGUUGGCGAUUUUGUGGAUUUCCAAUCUUUUAACGUUUGAAAUUUUGGACAUGAGAAGCCCCUGGCUCAAUAAACUGUCUGUAAUUUUCGGUCCUAGACCGCCUUUCAGCUGGUUGUUAUUGUGCUUUGUCAGUGUGCUUGCGCUGAUUGCAGUCUUUGGAUCGUCUUCCUCUAAUUCCUUUGACUCUGUACCUUCCACUCCGGUACCUGAGAUCUAUCCAAACUAUAGAAGGCUAAAGGAGCAAGCGGCAGUUGAUUAUUUUGAGUUGAGAACUAUUGCGUCGGGAGCUAGUCGACAAAGGGAGUUUGGUCUUUGUAGCAAAGAAAGAGAAAAUUAUGUACCUUGUUACAAUGUGACAGAAAAUACGAUAUUAGGGUUUAAAGAUGGAGAGGAGUUUGAUCGGCAUUGUGAAGUGUCUGGGCAAGGAAACUGGUGUUUAGUUCGUUCUCCAAAAGAUUAUAAGAUCCCACUCCGUUGGCCUGCUGGUAGGGAUGUGAUAUGGAGUGGCAAUAUCAAGAUAACAAAAGACCAAUUCCUUUCUUCUGGAAGUAUGACAAAAAGAAUCAUGUUGCUAGAAGAGAAUCAAAUUGCUUUCCAUCCCGAGGACGGCUUAAUCUUUGAUGGUGUCAAAGAUUAUUCUCGCCAGAUUGCAGAGAUGUUGGGACUGGGAAGUGACUCCGAAUUUUUUCAAGCCGGUGUGCGCACUGUACUCGAUAUUGGUUGUGGAUUUGGAAGUUUUGGAGCUCAUUUAGUUUCACUCAAGUUAAUGACUCUUUGUAUUGCUGCAUAUGAGGCAACUGGAAGCCAAGUUCAACUAGCUCUUGAGAGAGGUCUUCCAGCGAUGAUUGGCAAUUUCGUAUCAAGACAACUGCCAUACCCAUCACUAUCAUAUGACAUGGUUCAUUGUACUCAGUGCGGUAUUGUUUGGGACAAGAAAGAGGGGAUGUUCCUUAUGGAGAUGGAUCGGUUACUCAAGCCUGGAGGUUAUUUUGUUUUAACCUCACCGACAAGUAAGCCACGAGGAGGUUCAACAGGUAUGAAGAAAAGAAACAUGUUAACGCCACUAGAACAAUUUACGGAGAAAAUUUGUUGGAGUCUUAUUGCACAGCAGGAUGAUACUUUCAUCUGGCAGAAAACUGUUGAUGCACAGUGCUAUUCUUCUAACAGGAAGAAUGAUGUACCCCUCUGCAAAGAAGGAUAUGAUGCACCCUAUUAUCGGGCCUUGGUGCCAUGUAUUACUGGAACUUCCAGCAAACGCUGGAUUCCUAUUCAGAACAGGUCCUCUAGCUCAGAUUUGAGCUCAGCGGAGCUUGAAGUUCAUGGAGUCAGUCAGGAGGAUUUCUUUGAAGACUUGCAAGUUUGGAAAUUAGCUUUAAAAAACUAUUGGUCAUUGCUUACACCAUUGAUUUUCUCUGACCAUCCCAAGAGGCCAGGAGAUGAGGAUCCUUUGCCUCCAUUUAAUAUGCUACGCAAUGUGAUGGACAUGAAUGCUCAUUAUGGGGGCUUGAAUGCUGCAUUACUGGAGGAAAGGAAAAUGGUGUGGGUGAUGAAUGUGGUGCCUGUUAGAGCACGCAAUACGCUUCCUCUCGUUCUUGACCGAGGUUUCCUUGGUGUCUUGCACGACUGGUGCGAACCCUUCCCAACAUAUCCUCGAACGUAUGACAUGCUUCAUGCAGAUGGACUCCUCUCACUGCUUACUUCAGAGAGGUGCGGUUUGAUGGAAUUAUUUAUAGAGAUGGAUCGAAUUCUUCGUCCCGAGGGCUGGGUCGUGCUCUCUGAUAAAUUAGGAGUUAUAGAGUUGGCGCGUGCACAUGCUACACAAAUACGAUGGGAUGCGAGGGUGAUCGACCUUCAGAACGGCAGUGAUCAGCGCCUACUUGUCUGUCAGAAACCUUUUCUGAAGAAAUGAUUGAUUGAGCACCGAAAGGUCUCAAGCCUGCGGAUUGUAAACUUUUCUUGAUCUGAGGAUGAACUGUCUGUGGCAUGACAACCCGAGCUAUGCUCCAUAGUUUCAAGCUGUUCGAUAUUAAUGACCGAAGGAGCAUGGUGGAGGAUUGUAGAUGAGCUUAGAAACGAGGUUUGCUGCUAAAGCAGCCGUGGUUCGUUUUCUUUGCCAAGGUAUUUGUAGCCAAUUCAUUCGUCCACAUUAUUUUUUCGCCUCGGUCUUAAUUUUGGGUUUGUUGAUUUCUUUAUUAUUUCGAUAUCGAACUCUCCUUGCACCGAACCAUACAAUUUUAUUGCUGUGCAAUGCCCAUGAAAUGUGAUAAUUACAA